Monopterus albus (swamp eel) is the source of this 1794-nucleotide messenger RNA. Its product is annotated as zinc finger and SCAN domain-containing protein 31-like. The coding region runs from base 21 to 629 and encodes 202 amino acids. The transcript has 3 exons. The record is from RefSeq and is a predicted model, not a curated record. Lineage: Eukaryota; Metazoa; Chordata; Actinopteri; Synbranchiformes; Synbranchidae.
GUUGGACUCCUCUGGAAGACAUGGAAGUGUUUUCUCCUGAUGAUGAAGGCCCUGCAGAGAGUCUGGGGAAUGCCAGGGGAGGAACCAACACCUCCGCUGGACCCUCACCUGGGGCCCCACUUAGCCCCACAGGGUCUUCAGGUCAUCACUCCUCGGCCUCCAUGCUUCACCGUCUCUUGACUCUGCCAUCUCAGCUGCUGGAGGAGGACAAUGAGGACGCUGCCAUCAAAGAAACGCUAGCCACUCUGGCGACCAACGGCGCGAGCGACCGCCAGGAGGACAUUGGACUGCCUGGUCAGACCUGUCCGUCGCCUGUUACAGCCAGGGAAAUGGAGGAAGAGGGCGAUGAGGACGAGGAGGAGGAGGAGGAGGACAAAGGGAGGAAGAAAAAGAGGCGAAGGGUUUGGUCAGAGUGUGAGGAGUGUGGGCGGAGGUUCAGUCGGAUGUCACUUCUGAAGGCUCACCGUCAGACUCACAUCAGUGAAAACCCUACUGACAUGCCAUCCUCCUCGUCUCUGCCAGUCAGCACCACCUUGGCGCUAUGUUGCUUAGAGUGUGACAAGAGGUUCUCCUCAGCCACCCGCCUUCACAGCCACAUCCGGACCCAACAUCCCAGGAACUGGCCCUGAACAGGGCCGAAACUCAGCAGGUCACCUGGGCUGCAUUCAUACCAGACACAGGGUCAUCAUAGGAUACAAACAGAUUGCAAGAAAAGCUGAACAAAACCAGAACAGGUUCAAAAACCUUAGAGCAAAACCUGAGGAGGAUUCACAGACCUGAUACCAGACAAGAACCAGAGCCUGAAAAAUAGUGAAACAGUUUUUUAAAAAUGCAAAUAAAAUCCUCAGACUCUUCUGAAAGAGCUGAAAAUCUGAAUGAAGCAAACAAAUGGUACACGGUACAAUAAAUAGGGAUAGGCCAAUUUUAGAUUCUUAAAUAAAUAUAAAACAGUACUGAUUAAACCAAACAGAACAGGAAGCUCAUUUUUAAUUACAGCUUCUUGUAUAAUAACACAGUGAUGCACACACAAAAUAUCCAUUUUCUAUUAGUAAUAUUUUUAUUAAUAUACUUUAUUAUUACUACUAAUGCUACGACACAGGGGUGCAUGGCAUUCAUUGAGAAAAGAGGCACCUGAGGCAGGCUCUCAUAAUUACUGUAUGACUUCUAUAUCUUCAGUGCUUGAAGAGGUGUCUUUACAGGUUGUGGUACCCCUAAUUGGCCAAAUAACAAAUAUAGGUUUAACUAAAAUUUACACAUUGUAAAAAUACUACUAAUAAUUAUAAUCAUGUUUAUUUAUACAUUAUUGACAGCAGGUAAAGUCAAAAGGCCCACGUCACAGGGUCUUUAAGAUGUGUGCGAUAUCAUAUUAGAUGUUUCUUCAGUGCAUGAAUUUUGCCUCAGGGCAUGAAUAUUGCCUCUGUUCAAAGUAAACAUUCGUUACUUCUGGUGCAGCUCAGUUUGGAUGCGCCAACGCCCUCUGGCUCCCACACCAUACAGUAGCUGGCAGAAAGCUCCUACACUGUCCAUCUUGACUGCAGCUUUUUGUCACUGCCCCCACUCCUGUCGUCUGCUCUUGUCCACUGUGCAGUACCAGCAGUUUGUAAGUGCAGGUACGCAAGAAAAAGUGAUGAUAUGCAAAAGAGUACAAUGGAGAGGUGCUGGUAUUGCGUACUGGUGCAUACUGGUAUGCAUGGCACAAGAAAUUGUUUACAGAUGGGUUGUUUCACUUAUAAUUCACUAUAUGACAAUUCCAGUGGGUCAGAGGUUUACAUACACUCAGUUGACUGCCUUUAA